AUGACUCGGACUACUAGUAGAAUCAUCAUCGUCGGUACCGGAUUCAGCGGCGUCUGGAGUGCCUUUUCAGCUAAGCGCCUUAUCAAUCUUUCGCAGAAAAAGAAAGAUAUCGAGGUACUCGUCAUCUCACCCGAGCCAACCCUGGUCAUACGUCCGCGACUCUACGAAGCGAAUGCGGCCAGCUUCACCCACCCCCUCGGAGCUCUGUUUGAGGAUGCAGGCAUCAAAUUCUUCCAAGGCAUUGUGAAAACAAUCGAUUCCGAUACACACACAGUUUCUGUUCAAUCUGCAUCCGCUGGCAGCUCUAUCGUGCGGCCUCAGAAGAUUACCGGAAUUGAGAAACACGCGUUCGAUAUCGACUCAAUGAAUUCAGCCAUCAAGCUUGAGACUCAUAUUGAGCAUUUGGCUUCCCUUCCUUCAAGCCCUGCCCGCGAUACUAUCGUCGUAUGCGGUGGCGGGUUUACAGGCCUUGAGAUCGUGACAGAACUUCCCAAACGCCUGACGCGUAUUCCAAAUCACCGAAUCGUUUUGAUCGAUAAUUCUAAGGAAGUUGGUCACGCACUUGGACCUGGGCCUCGUCCUGUUAUAGCGCAAGCCUUAAACGAUCUCGGGAUUGAAUUGAAGCUCGGAUCAUCCGUCUCCGCAAUCGAUGCUGACGGUGUGACUCUUGCAUCUGGCGAGCGAAUUGAAAGCAAGACCGCCAUUUGGACCGCUGGUGUGAGGGCAACACCUCUAACGCAGCAAAUUUCCGGAACCAAGGAUGGACUUGGUCGUCUUCACGUCGACCAGCACCUUCGCGUUCCAUCAUCUCGGGAUGUAUUUGCCACCGGUGAUGCAGCUUAUGCUCGUUCGGAUACAGAAGGCCACUAUACUAUGAUGUCUUGUCAGCAUGCAAUUCCGCUUGGUCGUGUGUCGGGGUAUAACGCCGCAGCUGAUCUUCUUGACGAACCCUUGAUAGCUUAUACUCAGCCUGCAUACGUUUGCUGUCUGGAUCUCGGUGCUUAUGGUGCAGUUGUCUCUGAAGGGUGGGAGAGAGAUGUAAAGAUUACGGGGGAUAUGGCAAAGCGGGUGAAGGGAUAUAUCAAUCGGGAUGUGAUUUAUCCUCCAAAGUAUUCGCAGAAGGCGCUGGAUGAAGCCAUGCCGGUUGAGUUGAAUGGAACUCAGUUGAUUGAGCACAUCCUUAGUGCGGUGGCAUAA
Penicillium cosmopolitanum is the source of this 1197-nucleotide messenger RNA. RefSeq names its product NAD(P)/FAD-dependent oxidoreductase. The record is from RefSeq and is a predicted model, not a curated record. The transcript is spliced from 2 exons. Gene Ontology annotation, molecular function: NADH dehydrogenase activity. Lineage: Eukaryota; Fungi; Ascomycota; Eurotiomycetes; Eurotiales; Aspergillaceae. Bases 1 to 1197 code for a protein of 398 amino acids.